AUGGCAACGCACCACGCUGGGACACCCUCGAUUGGAGCGUGCAGAUGCAACUCUUGCGACGAGGCGGGCAUCCCGCCCGUCCGAAACUCAAAGGGGACCAGGUGGACGCCACCAUCGAAUCCAUCCGAAAGGAGCAAGCCCAGAAGCUCGAGUCCAACAUUCAGGAAGGCAAAAGAGCGAAAGAGAUGGCCAAGCGGACCGGGGGGCCCUCCUCCUCAGGAUGCCUCGACCCAGUACCGGGAAGACACCCGAGCUGGCUGGACCCCAGCGCCCGCGGCGCUCGCCAAUUUUGCCGCCACUGAUAUGGAAGACCCCCUUGCUCGACUUAUGACAGGAGAAGCUGCUGCAAGUUGGACCCUCGACCACGCGCCCCCCGCUGUGCGCACGGUCACUUGCCGGGAGUCACCCGAUUCAGCCGAGAUCCAAGCCAAGCGUCACUGCAUGGACGAGAUUGACAGCAGCGGCCUUCUCCCAGAUCUACCCCAGCAUCUGGGCACCUAUCUGCGCAACCGGCUAACAGCCGUAAACGACCGGGCUCCAACCGCUCACGAUGUUCAAGAAUUCCUCGAGGACGCUAUCCGAGAAGGCAGUGCCGAACUUGCUUCGGAAGCUACUGACUACCUCCAUAAUCACCCUGACACGCAUGUCGGGUCGCGAGAGGGCCGCGGAGCAUUGGGGCAAUUCUCAGUACACGGCUUCGACGGGUACUCCUGGGCGACCUUUCGCUGGAGAGACGGUGACCAUGCAGUCUAUGACUACGGCGACCAGCUUGCGCCCGUGCAUCCUGAGCUACAACCUCUGCAAUGUCCCAAACCAGAAACGGAGCCCCGGCAGUGCUUCUACCUGCAUGUGGCGGCUGGCCUUUUGGCCCAUACCGCGAAUCGUGUGCCGGCUCUCUCUGAGGUCCGCCUCAAAGCGGCAGCCUUACAGGAGGAAACUUUCCGCCUGGCUCUGGCUUGCGCGGAAAAUUUGGGCCCGGAACCUGACAUUUGCACUCAAGCUGAAGAAGACUUGCGCAUCUUCGUGCACGACGCUCUCUUCUUCGGCCACGACAAGGAUUACCGGUGUUUGGCAGCCUUUCCCCCGGCAGAGGCCGCGGAAGUCUCGUUCUGUCUCGUCCGCAUGGACGCUUGGAACCGCAUCUCUUGCGAAGUCAUCCAGGGGGCCCACAGUCGUUCCGACCCGAAGUCUCUUAUCUGGCUCCUGGUCCACCAGGGCCACAUGCGGCUACUCCUCCCGGAAAUCGCGACCUCUAUCCCGGACAACGUGCGAAUUGUCACUGCCGCUGGCUGUGAAGUCCACCUGGAAGCGGCCGCCGAGCACGGGGCGCGUCAUCGCGCCCGUGCCCCAAAACCAUGCCCGCGUUGCCAAGACGACCCCAUGCGUCGUACCGGCGUCACCACCGGGGUGUUCGGCUUGUACCCUUUUCCAGCUGAGACGGCGGCUUUAGAUUCCCGAGCAGGAGCAUCUUGGUGGGAAGUCGACGAGCCCCCCUUCGAACAGUGGACCCGCGAGGACCUGCAGGAGCUCUUCCCUGGCCAACGGCUCCCUGAGCCCGGCCAACCGCUCCAUUUUCUGGGUGUAUACGUUGACGCCCUCGGUUGGGACAACGCCCCGGAUGUGCCGGUUGGCGCCGCCCUUUUUGUCGGUCCGGCCACUAGCCGCAGCUUCUGCAAUGGCCGCGUGCGCUCUCUUCUUCGCGCAGCUCUCACUCUCUUGCGCCCUCGCCACGUUUGGGUCCUCCUGCCCCGCACGGGCCUCGGCAGCUGGCCUGAGCCUUCCGCCAGCGCCUUGGAGCCUUCUGCCCACCAACACCUGCAGUUUACGCUUGAGCUUGGUCAGCACCAGUUGAACCUGCCCGGGCACUUCACACUCGUUCACCCGUUGACCAGCCCCGUCUGGAAAGAUCCCGCGGCCAUCCAGCUCUUUUCGACAUUUCACCGGGUUCGCCUUCCAGCUUCGCCCAUUGACCCUGUGGCUGCGGCGUUUUGUGGGCCGUCCCCGGCCGCCUACUUGUGCCUGAAAACUACCUCUUCGGCGCUGGCUAUCGCCGCUGGGUCGUCCUCAUCCGAGCUGCCGCAUUCCUCUCCCCUCGCCUCCGUUCUUUUCGACGGCGCUGAGGCGUGUUUCGCGCCCGGCGCCGGCCUCCGACGGGCGGGGGGCGCCCCCUUCGUGGUUCAAGGGGGCGGGACUUCCUCGGGGGGGGAGGGGCCUCUUCGCCCCCUGGCGCCGCCGCUAGACCCGGCGGUUGAGCGGGCGACAAAGGAAUAUCUGGAUUUCUUCCGAAACCGAGCUUUCUCCGCUGCACAUUUCGCGUCUGCUGCUCAGAAAGGAUCGGCUCUUCUGGCAGCAGCCGGUGGAUGGCAGGAAGCCCUCAGGGCUAUCCGCAGGGUUUGGGUGCAAGAACGAGGCGAUCACAUGUCUGGUCUGCACAGUGACUUCUUUGAAGGGCUGGUUCACCCGGCAGUUUUAGAAAGGGCGAGGCAUGUAGCUAUCUGGGGAGUCGAGGCGUCUGCUGACUUAGAGGAGACUACUCGGACCAAGAGUGCGCCUCACCCGAGCUUGAAAGAACACCUCGACGAAGCUGCUGCGCAACUCUGGGACGACGCCAGUAAAGGCCGUUCCCUGCUCUGCUUCGACACCGGCAAGGGCUUGGAAGGGGUUGUAUCAGUCCCAAUGGCCAGGGUCCCCAAGAUGAACCCAGACCGCACGGUCUCUGAUAAGGGUAGGGUCAUCUGGGAUGCCACGCCGGUGAACAGGUAUUGUCACAAGUCUCGGCACCCGCCUGCGCUCCAACCCCGGCACCAGGAGGUCGCCAGAGCGAUACUGUGGUGGAAGCUUCGGUACCCUAGGAUCCGAAUCCUGCUCAGCAAAAAGGACGCAUCAGAAGCCUUCAAGUGGAUCCCAGUUCGGCUUGAGGACUCCAAGCUUUUCGCUGCUGAUCUUCCAGCCGAAUACAGCAAUACUCAGGAAGGUAUCACCAUAGUCUAUGGGUUUUUGACCUUUGGCUGGUGCGGUGCGCCCGGAGAAUACAUGCACUACGCUUGGGUCAUUAAACUGGCUCACGAAGCCUUCGCGCCCGAAAACUCCAGGUGGGAGGAUACAGUCCCAUACCAUUCCUUCGUCCUCAUGGACGACACGGUGCUGAUCGAACCCGAGAUUGGGCUGAGACCGGAAACCUCGGUGGCACUGACGGAGCAUCUGACUCGUGCUGUUCUUGGGGAUGCCAGCAUUAACGAAGGAAAGGAUUGGCUUGAGGGACGGUUGGAAACUCGCAAACUUAUUUGGGGGCUCAUUUACGAUACCCAAACCAACACCCGAAGCCUGCCAAGUGCCAAGCUGGAAAAGGCGUAUCACCUCCUGCACCUGCCUGACUUUGACAGUGGGUGCACUCAUGUCCCGCUGCGCCUCAUCCAAGAGUUGAGAGGCAACCAGCAGUUUUGGCUGGCGGUGCUCCCGGCCUGGAUGCAAUCCCAGGUGGUUUGGGCCUGUGGAGAUGCCACUCCAGAAAGGGUGGCGGCAGUUGACUGGCACGGAAAGGUAGCAAUUGUCGAGCCCGCGAGCCUUGUUUGGCAACGAAACCGCCACUUCUGCGGAGGGGAAGAGGGGACGGACGAGGGGCAGUCAGGACCGGACUCCGAGGAUCGAACCGAUCCCGAUGACGGUCUUCUGAUCUCACUCGCCGAGCUCCUCGCCGUGGUGUCACUCGCCUGCACCCGCUGGACUGCUUGGAGGGGAAAGAUCGUGAUCUACGCGGGGGACAACCAGAAUGUUAUCUCCUGGCUUGAGAAAAGGCAGGCUGGGCCCCCUGCGGCGAGGUUCCUGCUGCAGCUGCUCGCAGCUUUGGAAACUGUCGGAGGGUUCAGGCUGCAUGCGAGCUAUGUUCGGACCUACCACAAUCAGGUUGCCAGCAGCCUCACGCGUGCCGAAGCACAAAGCAUUCUGGAGGAACAUGAGCUCCGUAAGGUCCCGUUCUCGGAGGUGCUCUUGGGGACUCUCGACAAAGGUUGGACUCGAAGGGCCCUCCUUUGGGAUGGAAUGGACCAUGGAGAUAAGGCUGCAGCCCUACAGUUGGGGCUCCGAAGGCAUCCAGAGGGACCGAAUAAGCACCCCUUUCCGCUGAAAGAAGGUCUAGUAUGCGCUGAGAUUGGGGAGGCCGGCCCCUAUGAAAUCGAGCUUGUCUCCAAGGGGCUUAUCGUCCAGAGACACACCCUGGAAGAGGCAAGCCGCCGAGAAUGUGCCCCGGAGCGGUAUGUGUGCCUUUUCCACCCAGGCGGCAGAGGCGAGGUGGCUACGGCUGCUCGCUUCGCCGAACUUGCUGCGAGGUGGGAGCCGGAAGGAGUCUGGGUCGAUUCCAUCACCUCUCAUGGCCCCAGAGCAGCCGCAAGGAUUCUGAAGGAUGCAGGAUGGCAUACCCGUGUCUUCCAAGUCAGCGGCCGAACUCUCCAGGACCAAUGCUGGUGGAAGCGAUGGAUACUGAUAGCGGUUCCCGCAGAAAAGCGCCUGCCUCCAGCACCUUGUCUCACGCUCGACGCGGAACCCGCUACGCCACCCUUGCACACUUACCCCACUGAAUGGUUGCUGGAAGACAAAAGGGUACCAGCCGCCACCUGGAAAAAUGGUCGCCUAAAGCUAGACAGCGCUAUGCCGCACCUGGGUCAGGCUACCCCAAAGCCUAGAGGGACUCUGCAAACCCCAGAAGGUAGGCUCAUGGGUACCCCCCGCAGCCUGGCUCUAGUAGCGGGCCGUUGGGCGAGUGCUCUGGGGACGGACCGGGGCGCCAGCGGUUGUUGCUUUGAGCCCGAGCAGUCCAGCGCUGCUGAGGCGAAGGUUGAAAGUCCGGAGGCGGACGAAACUCCCGAGGCUUGCUUCGAGCCCGGGAACGCAGAUUCUGAAAGAGUCGGAAUUUGUUCGCUCCCGUGGGAAGAUAAGGCGCGAGCGGCGCUCAUGGCUUGGCUCCAAAGCAGAGGUUGGGAGGCGGAGCGAAGGACCGGAGGCACCAAACGCCGUAAGAAAAAGGAAGAGGACUGGAACAUCCAGUUCUCGAAAGCCCUCGCCUCCUGCCUCAGACACGAGGCAGGAAGUGCCGAGUGCCACAUCACGGAGGAUGGAUGGGUCACGAUGGACCACCUGAGAGGGUACCUCCGUGCGAAGCUCCGAUGGCCGGAAAGGUACCUCACUGAGGAGGCGAUUCGGGCCGAAGUGGAAGGCAACUUGAAACAGCGCUUCGUGGUGCGAACGGAUGAGAGCACCGGAAGGAGCUGUGUUGCAGCCUGGUCCGGGCACACCAUACCCGGGGUCGCCGGGCCAGGAGUGUUGGUCAAACCCUCCGAGGUCCCUGCCCUGCUCGUGCAUGGCUCGUACCACAGGCAUACGGCCAGCAUUGUGCAGAAUGGGCUGUCAGCAAGCCGCAGAAUGAUUCACUUGGUUGACCCAGAACGGGCAUCAAACAAGUGGAGGGCCGACCUGGAGACGAGAGUGCCCGUCGACACACGGAAGGCCCAAGAGGCCGGAGUCUCCUUCAGAGUGACGGGUAAUGACGUCUGGCUGGCCGAUGCUGACAUCCCGCCUGAAGCCUUGGGAAAGGUCGUCGCAUGGACUACUGACGAUUUUUGGUUCGCUUCGGAAAGCACUCGCGCCCGAGCCCGACCCGAGCAGGCGUCGCCAGUGCCCUUCCACAAGACAGGCACCGCGGGAGCUGCAGGCUCUGGCUCAAGGCUCCCCGCCUGGCCAUCCGGCAGCCUCAAGCAGGAACAGGACCUGAAGGAGGGCCUUGCUCAGACCGCGACAGGCCUGGCGUCGGCUGUUGCCGGGCUGAAGGUGGAAGAGGGAGAAGAGGAGGUCCAGGUGGACCCACGAACCCUGGAACCAACCGUCGUCACUCUCUCCGAGGCGGAUUGGAACGUAUCGGAAGAGAGUGACAUGGGCCCGGAUGAGCCCUCAGCUCCUGCGACCCGAACAGUGAAGAAAGAAAGCCGAGGAAAGCCGGUACCACCCAGCGAGAAGAAAGCCGGUACCACCUCUGCCGGAUCGAGCUGGAAACCCACGCUGGUGAAGAAGCCUCAGGACCCAGGACCCGGUGAAGGAUGCCCCAAACCAGGGCGUCUCGAACCCAAACAUGAGGAGGGCGCGGAACCCGAGGGCCUCACCCUGGAACGGGUCAAACCUCCGCCCGCAGAGGAGUCAGAGGAGGACUCGCCCAUCGGGCUCCCCGCAAGGUAUCGGCCGGUCGGAAGAGUAGAGCCCGGGCAACCCCAGGAGGAGCGAAAACUGGUCCCGGCACAGGGUCUUAAGCUUGGCACGGGAAAGGUCAAACUGCUCCAGGCCCUCGCUGAGGCCGAUACUGCCAACUGGGAGAACCUCCAGAGUGCCCUGAAGGAAGCGGAAGGGUCGGGAGGCGAGAAGGCAGCACUGGUUGAAGACCUGGAACGCCUCACCCAGCAGCGAAAGGAAGCCGCCGAAGGAAUCAAGGAAGCCCUUGAAGCAGAGACGCAGAGGGUUCGCCAAUGUGAAGAAGAAGACUCCCGGUAUCUGGAAACUCUGGAUAGCCAGGGUGAGUAUAUGAGAAAGCUUGAACGAUUCAACCCGGCUCGACCCUCCAAGACCGCCAAGGUCCUUAGUUCGGACCGUCUCACUUCGGAGAUCGAAGCAGGAGUCAGCGUCUGGGUGGCGCGCCGCCGAGAAAAGGCGCGUUUGCGGGCCCAGGCUCACAGGGAAGGACUUCAAAGAGGCGCAACCUCGGAAGGAAACACCAAGCACGAACCAAUCGAAACCCCCGAGGGAGCCGAAGAAGCACGUCAACAGGCGGCUCGGAGGGAGAUAGCCGAGUUUCGGGAACAUCUGAGGGAACAAGGCGGUGGGGCGGUACCCAAAUACCGUAGGGCACCUGACUCCCGCCAACGAAAAGCCACGAAGAAGAGGAACCGAGCUGCAAAGGAAGCUGAAACUCGGGCCGCGGCAAAGGGAGCCUUGUCGCCCACGCGCAAUGAUGAUGCAGAACGUGACACCAACCACGCGAUCGCGCAUUUCCAUGGGCAAGAGCACGCCCAUGCUGUGGUUCUCGCCGGGGCUAGGUUGCCCCCGUUUUUAGUUUCCGAGGGGACAGUUCUGCUCGGCCUCGUUCUCCUCACCGGAGUUCUUUUAGGCCUUGCCUGGGGAUCCUGCCGACGCAGCCUUGCCCACAGUCCCGUACGGACUGACCCAUUGGCUUCCUCGUCAAGGGGCAACCUUCCCAGAGCUCCCCACCAGCAGGAAGCUGCGACUGGCAGGCGCACUCAAACCAGUAGCGCCGCGGAGGCCCGCCGUCGCGGCAGUCGAGGCUCGACUUCGAGCCCGGCACCGGACAAUCUUCGGCGAAGGAGCCCGCACCCGUCCCAAAGGGGUCUUGACCGCCGCAGAGCAAACUGGCACAAAGAAGGUUGCUCCCGCACGGGUGCUUCUACCCUUUGGCUUGAAGCUUGCAAAGACUGCGUGAGCAUCUCUGAGGUCGACGACUACCAGGGGAGCGUGGAGGCCACCUGGAGCGGGGCCCGCUGGCACAAACCGCAGUGCGGGCAUACCCGAGGCCCAAGGCGCAACAACGAUGCUGAAAGGGACACGAAUCAUGCCAUCGCGCACUGGUUCCUCCUGGCGAUAGCGCUGGGCCUGUACCUGGCCGGUGUCUGCUGGCACUGGGGUGAACCUUGCGGGGGCCCACAAGAAGGACAGGAAAGGACCCGUGUGGGGGGUCCGAGGGGCCGCAAGGUUCAAUUCGAACCCUACCACGAGACCCUCGCGGCAGCCGGGUCUCCCACCAGUCAAGCCACGGGUAAGAAACAGAGUAUUGAGAAGCCGAGGCGGCUAGGUAGCCCUCAGGCUGCGAGGGCAGCGCAGGGGGCGACUGGACCCAUGCUGGGCCUACGCUUGAAGUGCAAAGAAGAUUAUCACGAGGAAGCCAUUCGUGUCGCCCUUGACCGCCUCGCCAUCUCUACCCGGCGGACUUAUGAAUCUCAACUUAAGUGGUGGAGGCUUUUUUGCGCUCGUAGAGGAGUCAGUUGGAUUCUCACUGGCCCCUCCAGCAAUAAGACGGAAGAAACACUCCUCAUCGACUUUCUCCUGCAUUGUGCCUGCAAUGAAGGGCGCGCACCGGGAACGCUGAAGCUUCGGCUGGCCGCAGUGUGCAGCGUCCACCUUUCACUCGGCAUGGAAGAUCCCUUGGAAGGCCGAGGAAGGGUUGCCAUGGCACUGGCAGGCCUACGAAGGCGUUACAAGGUACUGCUGUACUCUCAUGGCAAACUGUGCACUAUCAGCAACCUGGUAGAGGCCGAUGAAGUUCGGGUCAAGCUCGUCGGCAGCAAGACCAAGUACAACUUGGAAACAAAUCGCAAUCACUACCGAACUGAAAACCAAGUUUGCCCAGUAGAAUCGGUUGUCCGGCUGUUCCAGAAAUUCCCAGAGAGAUAUCUGGGCGGUUGCGAAGCUACAGAGCCUCUCUUUAGGACUCCCUCGGGAGAGGGAGUCCAAAGGGAGGCGAUCCAGAUGCUGCUGAGAGAAGCCGCUUGCCAAUGUGGUGUGGGUGGAACGAUUGGUUCGCACUCAUUACGUUUUGGUGGUGCAAGCGCGCUAUGGACGGCAUUUAAAGACGCAUCUGUGGUGAGAAGGUUUGGACGUUGGGCGAGCGACGCUUUCCACUCCUACUUGUGGGAAGACCGGGAAUAUUCCCGGGGAAUGGCAGCUGCAACUUGCUUGCUAUAUGGAGCCAUGUUCGGGGCCGUCUUGGGUUACUUCGACACGGAGAGGGAUCUGGUCUCACCGGUGGGUGAAGACAAAGGAGCCACGUCCUACAUCUCCAUCAACACUCUGCAGAUCUCCUCACGCGGACCUCCCGGAGGCAACGUCAUGAUGAGCGGAAUCAUCGCUGGCCUAUCGGGCGUUGCCAUCGGAUUGGGCCAGGGCUCUGGUAUUGCCAGUGCCCUGAUCGGGGUCUGCAUCUCCACCUCUCUGCUGCCACCUUUGGUGAACGCGGGGAUGAUGUGGGCGUUGCAACUCUACUUCCCAGAGAUGCACAACCGCGCGGGCUUCCUGCUUUCCGAGAUCGGGGAAUUCUCGGUGUAUCUCUAUUUGGUUAACAUCGCCUGCAUUGUCGCCUUCGCCUGGGCAUCCUUCAAAUUCAAACACAUCGGCGGCAGGACCUUAAGGCCUCUGCCGGUGGCCGCAUCGGAAUCUGAAAUCGACCCGGCACAUAUCCCGGAACUUCUUCAAAGCUUGAACGGCGUAUAG
Molecule: messenger RNA, 9258 nt
Organism: Cladocopium goreaui
Lineage: Eukaryota; Dinophyceae; Suessiales; Symbiodiniaceae
Source: the annotation of a GenBank genome assembly